Didymodactylos carnosus is the source of this 1311-nucleotide messenger RNA. The record is from the annotation of a GenBank genome assembly. NCBI's taxonomy places the organism in Eukaryota, Metazoa, Rotifera, Eurotatoria, Philodinida, Philodinidae.
AUGUUCGACAAUCAGUUAUAUGAGCAAAUUGAUGGAGUCAGUAUUGGAGGACCUCUAGCCGGAAUUAUUGCGGAUAUCUUCAUGGCCCAUUUAGAAGAGUCAUUACAUGAUCGGUUAUAUAAUAACGGAGUCCGAUUCUGGCGACGGUAUGUCGAUGAUACUUUUACAUUGAUUAAGCAAGAUGCCUCUGUAGAUAAUAUAUUAGUAUUGUUGAAUAGCUUUCACCCCAGUACUGAGUUUACGUUUGAGAUUGAAGAGAGCAAUACAUUACCGUUUCUUGAUGUUAGUAUCAUGAGAACUGAUUUCACAUAUGAUACAACUAUCUUCAGAAAAAACACAUUUACAGGUCUAAUCAUGAAAUGGGACUCAUAUGUCCCCAUAUCCUAUAAACGCUCAGUCAUCAGUGGUAUGAUUCAUAGAGCCAUCAAUAUUUGUUCAACUUAUUCACUAUUACAUGAGGAAUUGAAUAUUAUUCGCAAAAUAGCUCAAAGUAAUGGUUACCCUAGUUCUUUUAUUGAAAUACUCAUUGGGAUAAAAACUAGUAAAUGGUAUAGCAAAUCUGAUAAGUGUGUUGAUACGGAUACUGAUAAGAAAAAGAAAAGAUUGUUUAUUGAAGUGCCUUUUGUUGAGAAUAGUACAAGAAUGUUUAAAAAUGACUUACGGAAGUUUACAACUAAAAUUCGAUCAGAUUCACAAUUAACAAUUAUUGAAAAGCCUCCAAUAUCAGUUCAAAAUUUCUUUGAUUUUAAGGAUAAAAUACCAAAUUACUUGAAGUCUGAUGUCAUUUAUAACGUUAAAUGUAAAGACUGUAGUUCACAGUAUAUGGGUAAAACUAAACGACAAGCAUGUAGACGACUGUAUGAACAUGGAUUACCUAAAGAUACCUAUAGUUCUCAAUCAUCUCAGUCAUUAUCUAAUGUGAAUUCAUUCUCUAUGACCACAGCAGCACAAUCAGUGAAAACAGCUCGAAUAGCUAAAACAAAAGCUACUCAGAAAAUAACGGAACAGGUUAAACUAAUGAAUGCCUUUGAUCGAAAGAUUCUCAAAGAGAUUGAUAAUUAUUCAGACAUUAAAGAUGUGAAGUCUGCUCUACAAAAACAUGUUGAAGAUACCUCUCACUCUAUUGAUUGGGAGAAUUGGCGUAUAAUGAACCGGGACAAAGUCGAAUAUCGAUUGUUAGUCAAAGAGUCUUUGUUAAUAGCAUCAUUCAAUCCUGACUUAAAUCGUACAGUUAGAUCUGUACCUUUGAUUGUGUUUCCCGACGGCCUUUCUCAGAGAAAGAGCAAAAGGAAUAUUGAUCCAGGCGGAUAG